Molecule: messenger RNA, 1145 nt
Organism: Lagenorhynchus albirostris (white-beaked dolphin)
Lineage: Eukaryota; Metazoa; Chordata; Mammalia; Artiodactyla; Delphinidae
Gene: SDC2
Product: syndecan 2
Exons: 5
Coding region: 463-1071 (202 amino acids)
Biological process (GO): dendrite morphogenesis; cell migration
Cellular component (GO): membrane; cell surface
Source: RefSeq, a predicted model, not a curated record
CCGCUCCGACGCGCUUCUCUUCAGAUACUCCGGGAGCUCCAGCCGCGCGGAUCAGGCGCUCCCACCGCUCUGUACCCAAACUUCAGCUGCAGCUACAUUCCAGGGCACCUAAUUUAUUCCUCAAAAAUCAGAAACGGAGCCGCGACACGGGGAAGGAGUCCGCGGAGGAGUACAACAACAGCAGAGCAAGAAGAGCUCCAGAGAGCUGCCUCACCGGAGCAACAGCUAGGCAUCGGUUGUGUAGGAACCAACAAGUGAGAAGGCGCCGCGUUCCCGGAGCGCAGCCGCAGGCGCAGCAGGAGGAAGCGAGAGCCCGGAGCCCGAGCUCCCGAGCCCGAGCCGCGGUCGCUGCGGCUGCUCUGCUCCGGUCCUUCUGCGCAGGCUGCGCCGGGCGCUGGGCGAGAGACUUCGUUUUUCCCUCGUUGUAAAGCGGCGGCUGGGAGCAGCCGGGCCCCGGGGAAUAUGCGGCGCGCUUGGAUCCUGCUCACCUUGGGCUUGGUGGCCUGCGUGUCGGCGGAGUCGCGGGCAGAGCUGACGUCUGAUAAGGACAUGUACCUUGACAACAGCUCCAUUGAAGAAGCUUCAGGAGUGUAUCCUAUUGAUGACGAUGACUAUGCUUCUGCAUCAGGCUCGGGAGCUGAUGAGGACGGAGAGAGUCCAGAGCUGACCACAUCUCGACCCCUUCCAAAGAUUCCGUUCACUAUUGCUGCUCCGAGAGUGGAAACCACGACUCUGAACAAGAUACAGAAUAAGAUCCCCGCUCAGACAAAGUCACCUGAAGAAAUCGAUAAGGAAAAAGUUCACCUCUCUGACUCAGAAAGGAAAAUGGACCCAGCUGAAGAGGCUACAAAUGUGUAUACUGAGAAGCACUCAGACAAUCUGUUUAAACGAACAGAAGUCCUGGCAGCUGUCAUUGCUGGCGGAGUUAUCGGCUUUCUCUUUGCAAUUUUCCUUAUCCUGCUGUUGGUGUAUCGCAUGAGAAAGAAGGAUGAGGGAAGUUACGACCUUGGAGAACGCAAACCAUCCAGUGCUGCUUACCAGAAAGCACCUACUAAGGAGUUUUAUGCGUGAAAACUCCCAUUUAGUGUCUCUAUUUAUGAGAUCACUGAACUUUUAAAAAUAAAGCUUUUGCAUAGAAUAAUGAA